AGAUGAAUUGCAGACUGCAUGCAAAGCAGCAGCUAGUUACAGAGUGUAGAAAAUUAAAUAAACCCUCUGUGUUAUUGUGACUUACAGUUUCUACUUCUUCACUGACUCAUCGUCGUCUGUAUCAUCCUUUUUUUUAAUGUGGAUCAACAUCAUCACAUCCCCACUAUGUUGAAGUACAACAGUACUGAAUCCUGGCUUUUUAUAAAUACUUGCCUGCCUGUAACAGCCAGUCCAGCUAACAGAAGUGGGAUGGAAGCAUAUCUUCAAAGACUGGCACAUUUAGAUGAAGGCCUCUACAAUGACUUCUAUGGCCUCUGGAUCACACUGAUGGUCAUAAACUCUCUCAUUUUCCUGGUGGGCAUGGUGCUCAACACAGUUGCACUUUAUGUUUUUUGUUUUCGCACCAAGCAGAAAACCACCUCGGUGAUCUACACCAUCAACCUGGCGGUGACUGACCUCUUAGUGAAUCUUUCUCUGCCCACUCGCAUCCUGCUUUACUACAGUGGAGGAGCUUGUCUCACCUGCUCCUACAUGCACAUCUUCAGCUACUUUGUCAACAUGUACUGCAGCAUCUUGUUUCUAACCUGUAUAUGUGUUGACCGUUACCUUGCCAUUGUGCAGGUUGAAGCUUCCCGUCGCUGGAGGAACUCCAGUGUUGCUAAAUGUGUGUGCAUUUCUGUCUGGCUGUUUGCCAUCGUGGUCACAUACUCCUUUCUCUCUACUGCUUUCCAACAUACAGGCUGCUGCCUCUCAAAACUCCUUUUUCUUACAAUCACUGAGUUCUUCUUACCCCUCAUCGUCAUUGUGGUUUUCACAUUGCGUAUUGUGUGGGCCCUGGUGGACCGUCGCCUGAUGCAGCAGAGCAGGGAGAGGAGAAAGAGAGCUGUCCAGCUGCUAACCACUGUGCUGAUCAUCUUCACAGUCUGUUUCACACCUUUUCACAUCAGACAAGUUUUGGUGUACUUUUACCCUGAUAUGCCCCAUCAUGUGAUUGUGUACCACUUAACUGUCACCCUCAGUAGUUUGAACAGUUGUAUGGAUCCUGUUGUCUACUGCUUUGUUACAAAUAAUUUCCAGGCCACUAUGAGACAUCUUUUCCGUCGUGCAGAGCCAGAGCAGACCAGUGGUGACAUUGUCAGUAUGCAGCACAGCUCCAAGGCCUCAGGAGGGACUGCUAACGCCAUUGCUAAUAAUGUGGUUAUGAUGACUAAGAUGGCCAGUUCACUGCAAAGAGACAAUAUGGGGAAGAAUAACACACUGUAA
Messenger RNA from Melanotaenia boesemani (Boeseman's rainbowfish), 1263 nucleotides. It is a transcript of the gene gpr20, whose product is annotated as G protein-coupled receptor 20. The record is from RefSeq and is a predicted model, not a curated record. NCBI's taxonomy places the organism in Eukaryota, Metazoa, Chordata, Actinopteri, Atheriniformes, Melanotaeniidae. Gene Ontology annotation, molecular function: G protein-coupled receptor activity. The transcript has 6 exons. Gene Ontology annotation, biological process: positive regulation of Rho protein signal transduction; phospholipase C-activating G protein-coupled receptor signaling pathway. Gene Ontology annotation, cellular component: membrane. Bases 166 to 1263 code for a protein of 365 amino acids.